UUUGAAAUUUGAAUUUUUCUAAAUCGAAAACUGUUAUAAUUCCAACAAAGCUUUUAAGUCUCUUCGUAAAAAUUUUCCCAAUAAUUUGAAUUAUUAUGUGGUUUUACCAUAAAACCGUGGGAACUGGUCUUUAUGUUACCAUAAAGACCAGUUCACACGGUCUGUUGUGGUCUGUUAUAUUAAUGUGUCAUUACAACAGAACAAUUUCAGAAGGAAUAGAUCACAGGGGACAGGCAAAGCAAAGUUCGGUUACCUGGGAUGGUUACUGCUAAUGUAAAUGGAGAACUUGUUGUUUCUUUCGCUUCUAUAUAGCAAUUUGGCCAAAAAUUUCGGAUAAGUUUGUUUACAUGGGUUUAUAUGUAAUAUUAAAAAAAGGCAAUUAAAAAAUUCGAGAAUCUAAGCUCUAGAAUGCAGACAACAAGUUUGGGUGUAGUGAGAAAAGGUAAUUCCAACUCGGCAUAUUUUGCAAGUUGUUUUACUCGAAGUUUUCUACGACCUGAAGGCGGUCACCACAGCUUGGUUCGAAAUCUUGCAACGAAGCUACGCCAAUAAUUUUUUUAAAAUAAUAGCGUUUUGACCUGGCUUUUUUUAACCGUUGCUUAUAAUUAGCUACAUAAUAUAUUUUUUAUUGCUCUAUUAAAGCCUACCCUGUUUUUCAACCUCUCAAGUAUCAUUCUUUAUUUAAUGUUGAUAUUUCUGCAAACUUUUCAAAUCUAUUAAAACCUGUAAACAAAAUCCAUUUUAUUUACAGGUUUACUUUUGUGCAUCUGUUUCAGUAAGGUGGUCUCACCAGUGUCUGCUGCACUGUCCCUUGUAUAUUUUUAAGUUGCAUUUACUUGCGAAUACUCCUGUUAUCACUUAAUCUGCCAUUAUGAAUUUUAUCUAGUAAAUAUUUAUUUUGCUUGGUCUAACCUCCCAUGAUUCAAUUUUUAAAGAUCUAGAAGAAGAAUAUGAAAGACGUGAAGAAAAUUUUUCCCAUCGUGAGUUUAUCACAUAUUAGUUCUACAUACUUGAAGAAUGACGACACUCUAGACGAGCAGUUUUAUAAAGAUCCCAAAGUUAAAGCGUUAUCUCAAGAAAUUAUAAAUGCGUUCAGUGAAUGGGGUUUCUUGUAUCUUGUUGACCACGGCAUCGAUAGUAGUGUGAUCGAAAAUGCAUUUGGAACGUCGAAAGAAUUUUUUGAGAAAGACAGGUUAGUAAAAGAGUUGUUUAUACAUGAAGAUAGAAAUGUUGAAUUGGGAUAUGUGCCUUUUAACACUGAAACAUUCGACAAAUCAAGACCGUUUGAUUUAAAAGAAUGUUUUGAUUUUUUGCCAGCUACAGACCAAAAGGAUAAAUUAACGGAGAAAUUCCCGUCGCUUAUGAAAGCCUUGGCAAACUUGUUUCAGUCCUUAGAAUUACUCAACAAGUUUUUCUUACCGCUACUCAGCAUUGCGCUGAAGCCCGACGAUGGAGAGUUUCUAAGUUUGAAUCACCACCGUAUUGGUAAUAUGGAGGAGAAUGUGACAGUUUUAAGAUCUUUGUAUUAUCCACCAAUCAAAUGUAAAGAAAAUGUUUUGGAAAAUCAAUUGAGAUGUGGAGAGCAUUCCGAUUAUGGGACGUUUACGUUUUUGUUUCAAGAUGAAAUUGGUGGAUUACAGGUUGUAAAUCCAUCGGGAGAGUACGUGAAUGCUACACCAAUCCCAGGUAGUAUAGUCGUUAACGCCGGCGAUUUGUUGGAGAUUUGGAGUUCAGGUCGGUGCAAAUCAACACGUCAUCGUGUUCUUAUUCCAAACGACUCACAAAACGCCCGACAGUCUAUUGUUAUGUUUGUCCAUCCAGAUAAAAACACCGAUGUUUCUUGCCUCGAUGGUUCAGACAAGUAUAAGCCUAUAAAUGCCUUCGACUAUGUAAUGAAGAAAUUUGAAGAAACUUAUGGUUAAUCUUGCAGUUGUUGUUUGUAAGCAUAUAAAGAAGAAUGUUUCAUUUUUUUGCUCGAUUGUUCAACCCUAAUGAUAAAUCUCAGAAUUUUUGUUUGAUGGAAGAGUUAGGAAUGUUAAUAAAUUCUGAUUGCAAAGCUUAUUUAAUUUUUUUAGCUAUUUUUGUUUUACUUUAAAGCAGUCCUGGUUGAAGGAAAGUAAGAUUUUACGAGGUAAUGGCUUUUUAUUGUUUCUAAGCAGUUGUGUCAUUUGCUUCAAUUUCUACUUUGUUAUUUUUGGACUGUUUAGAGAUUUUUAAUAUAUGUCUUAAGAUAAUUUUAAAGAAUCCUUUUGAGUAAAGCGCCUUUUAUACUGAGGAAAGGGACAGUAAGUAUGAUAAGCUCACCAGGUUGGCUUGCCAUGUGCAAAAUAAAAUCUUUCACAUCUGGCUUACUACCGUCUCACUGAAUCAAGAUUGAAGAUUGUUUGCAUGGCAGGGACCGCUAUACUCGGUGUGCAUUUUGUGAUGACUCGCCCUACAAGCUCUUGCCAGCUAACAUUAUGUGAAAUCAAAUUGUGUGAAUUGCCACACCAUAUGGACAAGUUGUCAAGUAACGAUUUCUUAUAAAAAAAUAUAUUUUAUACAAAUAGUAAUUAUUUCUUUUAAAAACAAAAUCCAUUUAUUUUAUAUUUUGUAUAUUGUUUUGUUCAUUUCAAUUGAUAUUUCGUUCGUUUCA
Molecule: messenger RNA, 2635 nt
Organism: Hydractinia symbiolongicarpus
Lineage: Eukaryota; Metazoa; Cnidaria; Hydrozoa; Anthoathecata; Hydractiniidae
Exons: 2
Coding region: 951-1922 (323 amino acids)
Molecular function (GO): dioxygenase activity
Source: RefSeq, a predicted model, not a curated record